UAUCUUAAUGAAUUAUUUUGUGGAAAUAUGCAUUACCCACAAGGUCAUGUAUUCUCAGUUUCUCACCAUAAGUUUUCUAUAAAGGUUUUUAGUUCAUCAGAGAGCAUUUAAAGGACCUACAAGUUCUACAUCUUUCAUUUAGUUGCACAUGUCUUUGUAUCUUAAUAUUGUUACAUAUAUAUCUUCAUACAAGAUUCAUGCCCACAUGGUGUCUUCUCACCAGAUGUUUAAACCACAAGUUGAUUAACAGAUAUGGUUGAUUACUAACUUGGAUCCCCUUCAGACAAAGAAAAAACAGAAGCAUGUGUUUAUGUCUGGUUUGGAUGCCUUAUGUUAGUUUCAUCUAAACUCUAGCAGUUUCUCCUUAUAUAUAAUGCAACAAGCUUAUUUCAUUCUUAAUUAAUUUAUAACUUGCAUUCAGAGAGUUCCACAAGAAGUUACAAAUCUAUUUUUUAUUUCCUUUCAAAACAAAAGUAUUUUUUCCUGAAAAUAAUGAUUAACACAAAGAAGCUCAUGAAGAUGGCCAAGAAAUGGCAACAGAGAGCAGCCCUUCACAGGAAAAGGAUCUCGUUUCAAAGAUCAAACGCUGCUACUAGCUCGACCGCUACAGAGAAGGGAUGUUUUGUUGUUUACACAGCAGAUAAAACACGCUUUGCUUUUCCAUUAAGUUACCUUAGCAACUCUGUUUUUCAAGAGCUCUUGAAGAUAUCUGAAGAAGAGUUCGGCCUCCCGGCCGGUGGACCAAUCACUUUGCCAUUCGAUUCGGUUUUCAUGGACUAUUUAAUCAAACUGGUCGAAAGAAGAAUGGAUGGAGACACAGAAAAAGCCCUGCUAAUGUCAAUCUCUAGUGCUAGGUGUUCUUUACAAUGUUCUUUGAAACAACAAGAACAGAGUAAUAAUCAACAAUUGUUUGUAUUUUAGAGUUUUCAAAGAGAAACAUAGAUUUUUGUAAAGAUUCAGAUUUUUUUUUUGUGCUAACUAAGAUGUUAUUUGGAUAUUUUACAUUAACGUACCAACGCAAAGAUUCAGUAAUUUCAUUGAGAAAUGUUUAAGAAUAA
This is a messenger RNA of Brassica napus (rape), 1058 nucleotides long. Its product is annotated as auxin-responsive protein SAUR64. The coding region runs from base 493 to 921 and encodes 142 amino acids. Gene Ontology annotation, biological process: response to auxin. The transcript has a single exon. Lineage: Eukaryota; Viridiplantae; Streptophyta; Magnoliopsida; Brassicales; Brassicaceae. The record is from RefSeq and is a predicted model, not a curated record.